GUCGUUAUUCCUUUGCACUCACAUGCAAACACUACUAUUCCAGGCAUACUCUUCGUCAUGAUCACAAGAGCAAUGACAUAUCCAAAAGUAUAAAAGCUUCUCAUAUUCUGUUCAAGAUUUGAUUGAUACCAUGGCCGACUCUGUCGAUGUACCAAAUGCUUUCAGUUCUCCCUCCAACUUGUUCUCUACCACUGACGAUGUUGCGGAGAUAGACUCUGCUGGUUCUAACACCUUCAUCAGCCCAAAUCAUUCACCAUCUGUGGCGAAGGAACUCAUCGAGACUGCCCAAGCUCUGCUCAGUCCUCGAGGCCGUGGAAUCUAUGCAACCGAUGAAAGUCCAGACGUAAUCGAGGCGGCGUUCGUUGCUGCAGGACAUAAUUCAUCUUCGGGAGAUGAGAUGUUGAAAAGAAGAAAAGACUGGCGAGAAACAGUGUACAGUGCAGUUCCGAGUGAAUACAUUUCUGGCGUGAUCCUGUAUCCAGAGACACUCCUAGAAUUUAAACUCGGCCCAAUUCUCACCAACAAAGGAGUCAUCGUCGGUGUCCGGGCCAAUGGUGAACUUGCCCCGAUUCCUGCAUCCCCAUUCGAGUUCCUCGUCCAAGGCUUGGAUGAUCUGCUCACAAAGUUGCAGGCUGCUCGUGCUGCGGGGGCUAGAUUCUCCAAAUGGCGUGUUCCAAUUGCUUGUACCAGUCCUGCACUGGGGUUGCCCACCCAAACUUCUCUCGACGUCCAAGCUGAAACUCUGGCUAUUUAUGCUUCGAUCAGCCAACAAGCCGGCGUGGUACCUAUCGUGGAACCCGAUGUCGAGUUUUCAGCUGAUGCAGACCUUGCGCGAAGCAUCGAAGUUCACCAGAGAGCUAUCCGACUGAUCUUCGACCGCUGCGCUCGGCAUGGUGUUUUGCUAGAAGGCACUCUGAUCAAACCUUCCUACCCACAACCCGGUCUCAAGUCUCCAUCACGAGCCAAGACCACCUCGAAUGAUAUUGCACUCGCGACCGCAACAGUUAUCUCCAACUCUGUACCCAGUGCUGUUGCUGGAGUAGUCUUUCUUUCAGGUGGACUGUCCACACCAGUUGCCUUGGAUUUCCUGUCUGCUUUGAAUAAACUCGUCAAUGCAUCGCCUCGAUCGUCGCCGUUCUCAAGACUUCCUCCUCUAUCGUUCUCCUAUGGUCGUGCUUUGCAAGGUGAGGCUAUUCGGCAUUGGGUUAAAGGUGACAGAGAGGCAAUGAAGGAGUCGCUGUUACGUGCUGCGAAGGGUUGUUGGUUGGCUGCCAAGGGCGAACUUUGAGAUUCACAUAGAAUCGAGCUUUGAUGAGGAUUGUUCGUGGAUAGGGAAUAUUCUCUUCAUAACAAGGUACUCGAUCAUUAUGUCAGAAUUUGGGCGAGUAUAAGCCGUUGAAGGACUUUUACUUUUCAUGCUCUGCGCUUUUGUUUACAACUUGGUGCAAAGACGGAGAGCACGGAAAAUAAA
Messenger RNA from Marasmius oreades (fairy-ring Marasmius), 1471 nucleotides. RefSeq lists its product as uncharacterized. The coding region runs from base 131 to 1288 and encodes 385 amino acids. Gene Ontology annotation, biological process: glycolytic process. The record is from RefSeq and is a predicted model, not a curated record. Gene Ontology annotation, molecular function: fructose-bisphosphate aldolase activity. NCBI's taxonomy places the organism in Eukaryota, Fungi, Basidiomycota, Agaricomycetes, Agaricales, Marasmiaceae. The transcript is spliced from 4 exons.